Molecule: messenger RNA, 8064 nt
Organism: Symbiodinium sp. CCMP2456
Lineage: Eukaryota; Dinophyceae; Suessiales; Symbiodiniaceae
Source: the annotation of a GenBank genome assembly
AUGGUGUUGCACGACUACUAUCACUGCCCAGUGGACAGUUUUAUCAUCCGUGCUUCCUCGGUUUUCUGCUUCGACGAGGAUGUGCCAGUGUAUACCAAGAUCGAUGGGCGUGCUCGCGAAUCCGUCAUCAAUGGUUCGGAUGGUAUCUUUUUUCCGUGUGGUGUAAAUGUUGAAAGAAUGAGAUCCGUUACAGGGAUAGAAAUGAAGAUCAGGGAUCCUUUUCAUCAAGGGCAGCGUCGGUGCGAGCUGCAGGAAAUAAUGCAACGUUGGGGCAUCUCCAGAGAGGGGCUCGGGAAAUUGGGAGCUCACCUAGUCCCAGAGCCGGUGUGCAAGUUAUUGCUUCGUGGCAAGUGGCAGGAUCUGCUGUUCAUGAGCAGAUGGUUUAAGGGUCCUUUUGCUAGAAGGGGCUCUUGGGCAGAACAGGCAGGCUUCAGGUUGCCGGAUGCACUCUGGGCGGUUGCAGGGGAACAUGAGACUUUGCAGGGUUUGGAACCUUUAGAGCUCCAACAUCUGCAACAGAUGCUGGACCACAUUCGGCGCUGGAGUCCUGCCAUUCUUGCCCAGUGUGAAACCGAGGAUGCAGCUGCCGGUGAGCAGUUGUUGCUUGAAUCGUUUGCAACAUGGCUGAGGCAACUGCUGACAUACUUUGCUCCACACUUUGCAGAAAAUGCAGCAGACCUUCGGACGCACCUUGGUGAGAGAGAUGCACACCACGGCUUGCAGCGUUAUUCUGAUAGACAGCUCGUCGGCAUGGUGCUGUUUGCUUGGCACUUGCGUGACAGUGUCGGCUUCAAGGAAGUCGCCCCCAGUGCUCUGGAAGCCAUGUUCCCCAAGUUUUUCUCUCUGACGGGUCUCGCUACAGGGAAGGGCAUUCUCAAGCAGAGCAAGACAUUGUUGCGCAGUGCGCAGCUCAGUGUAGAUGUGGCCCUUAUGCUGUUGCGAAGGAAGGGUUUUGAGGAGCGUCCAAAUACUGUAAGAUAUGGCUGGGCCGACAGCUCUCCCAUUGCUCAAGCGGAUUGGAUCAUCUGCAAACACCAAGCAAUUGCCUCGCAAUCAUGCCUGGAGCUAUUCCAGGCAUGUGCUGAGCUCCGCAGCAUCGAGGUUGAUGUUUUGGAGGAAGAAGAGAGGGAGAGGCGAGUUGAACUUUGCCAGCAGCUGCUUGCUGAGAUACGUGUGCACACCCAGCCACCCCAAGCGAUGGCUUUGGGCUUGACGGCGAUAGAAAGUAAAUUGUCGGCUCUUGCUUUCAGCUUCUAUUUGGAGGACAUCUCAAAAAAGUUAUCCCACUGGCCAACUUUCGUCAACGAAUUGUCGAGUUUGGAAGCUUUGUUGUGCAACCGUGAUCGACGUGAAAGGUUUGUGACGGCUUGCAUCCCGAAGGGUGCGGACGAACGGAAUCUUUUCAGUUCCUUUAGUGGAAGCCUGUAUGAAAAACGAUGGGGUGCUGUCAUCAGUUUUCUCGGCAAGCUGAUGCCUCUGCUGGGUGCGUUGACGCAGUAUUGGGAUGCUCAAAAGUUCGUUGCAGGUUAUCAGCAAAGGGAAUCUGCGGAUGAUGAGCAGGCAGGUCAAGGUGCUGCUUCUUUCGUGCCGGCGGCCUUGAGCAAAGCUUUGGAGAGUAGCUUGUUUCAUGUGUAUGCCAGCAUGAUUCUGUCCGUAUUGAACAUUGUUGACGGGCUCACUGCUUGGUUUGAGGGGUGUGCCUGUCAUGAGGUAUUUUCCGAUCCGCACAGCAAAAAGAAGCUGAGCCGUCUUGCUGAGCAAGAGUUCCGAGCUUGUGGCACUCAGCGAACGUGCCCGAUGAAGGGAAAGCGUGCUCCCGAGUUGGCAGCCGGAUGCUUGGACGAGGUGUUUCUGGACUUGUUGAAUAUCUCGCGAGACUCCGUCUUGAAGUGCAUGCGCAUGCACCAGCUCUCCAGCGAGGAAGAGUCGGUGCUUUGGCAAGAUUUUGAGUCCAGCCGAAGCUUUCUCCAGAUGGGCUUGCAGAUUAAAUUCGAUUUUUGGGGCAAAGUUCCUUGGAAGCUUGCUGCACUGUCGCAUCCCGAUCAAGACGUGGCUAGGCAAGCCGCGGGAGAGAUGUUGCAGCUUUCUGACGGGCUUGAUGCUGCUGCUGAUUCAGCCUUGCUGCACCACCCGGUCACAGUGGACUUUCUAGGUGCAGCGAGCCAACUUAGACCAUUGGUGCAAGCUUUUGCUGAUGGCGGGCACAUGGCUGCAACAUUGCAUAAGGAAGCCAGCAAGCUAGCCUUCAUUCCAGUUGUUGAAAGAAGCAUCGAAGCAAAGCAUAGUCUCAUUUCGAGGAGGGUGCAGAAGAAUUGGAGGUCAGGACGCAUCGUCAGCCUCACGUUGCGUGUGCCGGACAUCAAAGCAGAAGUUGCUGCCGAUGCUGAAUUCUUAAAUCGCCUGACAGAAGCUUUUGGACUUGUGAGGGAUCCCCGAAAAGCGGCUCAUCAACUGGGCAUCCAGGACCAUCCAAGCCUGCUGGAUGCAAGCUUUGCCAAGAUGCACAGAAACAAAAUCGUAGGGCUAGUGAAUAAGAUCGUGUAUCGUAGUGACCUUGAAUCAAAGUUUGAAAAGCACAGAAGCGCUCGUGUCGAGCAUGAGGCCCAGGCCAAGAAGCGAGCUCGCCUUGCAGAGCGACAGAUCCGGGACAUAGCAGCACAGGGCGUGCAGCCGCAGCAGCAGCGGCGGCAGGUCGAUAAUUCUUUCGACAGUGUCUUGAGAGUAGCCAUUGCUGAUCAUUUCCAGGUCGUUUCUGAAGCUACCCCUUCAGCAUGCGUUUACAGUUUGAAGAUGGUUCCGUCAGAGCAGGGUUCUUUGCCAGUGUUCCGUGGCCUUGAGUCAGUGCUGUCCCGCAACGUCAAAGACAGGUUUCAGCUUCCAGCCCCAAGUCCCACAUUGCGUUCAGAUGUUGAUGAUGAAACAGAAAUCAAUCAGUCAGAGAUGACAGAUGAUGUGGUUCACUUUCAGGUGCUGCACGGCAAUCCGAGCCGCCUGCGGACGGUGCCUCUGGCGCCAGCUGCAGGAGAACGUUUGCAGAAGGGUGACAUCGCAGUCUCAGUGCAUUUGCCUCUGCCGUGUCCGGAUGGUGCUUGGAAGGAGCUGCUAGAUCGAGACCUGGUGACCGUUCGCCAAGGAUUGCCUCUGACUGACAGCAGCUCUUAUGAGCUUAUGAAGCAGCUGGAGCUUGAUGGUUGGGCGUGGUCGGUGUUGCCUCAAGGACCAGAGCUGAGAAGGCAACUGUGCUAUCGUGCUGGCGACACCAAAACAUGGUAUUGUCCAGCGGGCGCCUUGCCACACAAGUUGUACCUUGUUGCGUUGCUGGAGUGUGCAAGGCUUGAGCUUGAGAUGGUGCCCCACUGGGCUGCUGCCCCGGCCAGAUACUACAGCCGCUUGUUAGAUGGCAAAAGCGUGCCAGCAGCAUUACGGCAGCCUGUCCGUGCUUUGUUGAAUGUCGAUGUCGAUGAUGCAGAGGUCAGACUCCAUGAAGGGGCAUUGCCUGCCUCAGAAGGGGCACCGAGACCGAUGAGUGAACAUGAGCUGGCCGCGGAGACUUUGUCGGAGCAUGGCAGUCAAGACAGCUUGGUCGCCGAACUUGAAGCGUUGAUUGAGCAGGUGCCGGACUCGAACAAUGAGGCACGGGCAUCCUCAAGUGCCGCAGAUUCUGCCUUUGAGGGUCUGCCUCCAGAUCCGGAGUCACGGCCGGUUGUCCCAGUGCUUGCAGACCCCUCGAACUUGCCUGUUGACGUCCCUGUCCCGCCGGCAGGCCCUCCUGUGCGUGUGCGUGGCAAAACGACAGCGGAUGCCCUUCCCGGACAGGUGGAACACUGGGGCGUCUUUCGAAUCAGUCCCGUCGGCCCUGUUGUGCCAGAUGACGAGAUGGAUGCUCAAGCUUCUGCGAGUGCCGCUGUGUCAGAGCCAAUAGCACCGAAGGCCAAAGCAAAGGCCAAAUCAAAACCUGGAGCGAAGCAAGCUCCCAAAGCAAAAGCUGCGGCUGCAAGAGCCGUAGAUGAUGUUCCAGAUGCUGAGCCGGCGAGGUGGCAUCCUUGGCUACAGGGCUCGGGGCCUGAAGAUGUGGAGUUUCAGCGUGCCGGGCCAAGAACCUUCGAGGACGUGAUGCUGUGGGCACGGAACUUCUUGCCAGGUAUGCUUGCUGCUAUGUCUGCCCAGGGAGCACGUGUUCCAAGAGUGCUGGAUAAGUUGCAAAGAACAAAGCUGGUGCUCACAUCCAGCUACAGUGGCAUGGGCGUAGCAGAAAUGUCUGUGCCUUUUCUUCAGGAUGCUUUUCAGGAGCGUGGCGUGAAGCUGAGCGUCCGGUACCAUGCAUCGCGAGAUCAUGAUGAGCUAUGUCGCAAGAUGUUGUUGCAUGCAGAGUUUGGCAGUUCACAAGAAUCACAUGUUUUUGGUGAUAUCUUUGAUUUUGUGACGACUACAUGCUCAACAGAGUUGCUCGAUCUGCAGCAGGAAUGCCAUCAACGUCUCGCGAGGGCUCUGUCAGGUAAGACUGGGCCACAGAAGCGGUCCUUGUCUGUGCAGCAUGGACGCAACUUUGCAGUCAAGGCACUGGGGGUUUUGGGAAGCGCCUCUCCUCCUUAUCAGCAAGGCCACUGUUUCAGGCACCAGAAGGUCUGCCCCUUCUGGCCCCCCAGCAGCAGUGAUGCUUGGCAUGUGGAGAUAGCUGGGUCGACGUGCACACCAUGGUCAAGUUCGGGGAAGCAUCUGGGUUGGUUGGACAAGGAGUCAGUCCCGUGUCUUGUGUGGAUGCAUGCCGUGGCCGGAGUACGUCCUGCCAUUGUGAUCCAUGAAUGCACACCGACCUUUGAUGUGGAGGUCAUGCUACGGUUUUUCCAGGAUGAUUAUGUUGGCUCGUCUCUUGUCUUCGGCCCUCUGGACCUAGGCAUACCUUGCAACAGAUUGCGCCGCUACACAGUUCUGUUGAGAAAGGACCUUUGCGCCAGCCCAAGUCCGAGAGUUCUACUCUUCUCAGAGGAGACGUUCCUGCAGCUAGUGGGUGCACGGGUCGCAUCGUGUGCGGCCAUGUUUCUGAGGGCUACCGCAGAGGAGGUGAGAGAACUAGUGCAGCACAUGGCAGACCAACGACAUGUGGUGCUGCCUCAUGAUACGAGUGAGAGUGCGAUCAAUGCGAGUGCAUUGCUCAGCCCAUGGCACAGGCAGAACCUGCAGAAGUACAAGAGUGCGUUGGCUGGCAAUGCAGAGUUGGAGGGCGCCGCGGAGAUUAUCGUGGACCUAUCCCAAGAUGCAGAUGAGCGGCCCAGGAUGAGCUGCAUGAUGCCGUGCCUCCUUCGCACGUCCUUGCUGUAUGCUCUGAAAGCAAGAAGGCCCUUGACCCCGAGCGAGUGGUUCUGUGUGCAAUGUUUACCCAUGAGUUUGCCAGCAGACAAUGAUUUUGCCAGCUUCGUGCCGUGGCUGCCACACAUGUUGCGGAGCUUGUCACGGAACCAGGCUCAGCAGCUCGCAGGCAACUCUAUGGUGUUGCCAGCAAUGGGAAGUGUGCUACUGGCAGCUGUGCUGUCUUGUUUGUUGUUGGGAACAAACACGAGCAUGAAGCGCGGGCUCUCGGAGUUUGAGCUCGACGUCGAUGCGGAGGGCGACGGUGGUGAGGAGGCUAACCAGCUCGACGAAGAUGGUGUGUUGGUGCCUGCUCCCCCAAAGCCUGCCAAGGGAGAUCGUCAGGCUCGACACAAGUCUCGAAAGACCGGCAAGGGCAUGCGUCUUUGCCGAGCGUGUGGUUGCACGAAGCCUGAGGGUGAGUUCGCGGUGAAUCAGAACAUGGACAUGUCCUGCAAGAAGGCGCUGGACAACAUCAGCAGAAUGGCUAAGCAGCAGGGACCACAUGCCAUGCAGUUCGUCGCUGAGGCGAAAGCAGACCCGACGAAAUUGAGGAAGAUGCUUGACUCCUAUGGAAAAGCCCACAAGAUGUGGACUUCGGGCAAGACCCCGAAGAUCCAAUGGAGCGUCGUGACUUACAUGGAAACGGUUCUCACCGAGACAGGCGUGCAGUACAGCGGUAACUCCAAGAUGAUGUGGGAGAAGCAAGCGGUGCUCUUCUGGAUGUCCAUCGAAGGAGGAUGCAUGUCGGAAGAGGAUGCAGAGGCCAAGUGGAAGAGCUUGGCCGGCAGGCUUGAUGAUGAGGAUGUCGUCCAUGACAUGAAGGGGCCGGCGAAGAAACCGUUGAGACUAGCAGUGAAGUUUGAAGAUAUCGUAAGUGACUUCAACAAGGUCGCAAAGCAGCGCCGAGUAGAUUUUCAAGAGAAGCAGCAGAAGAAACCCGACGAGGCCACCAUCGAGAAAUACAUGAGAAGGGCUACAAGUAGCCACGAGGAGAUUGGUGGUAGUGCUGCUGCCAGCAUUGCUCAGGUGCUUCCCUCCGGUGAUCGCUUGAGUCAGACCCUGGUUCGAGGAGGACCUGGGUCGGCUUUUGACAAUAUGAGCAUGCAAAUCGGAGACAUCCGGAAUCUACUUCCAGACGUUUCUGAUCAAGAUGAUGCGAAGGCCAAGGCCAAGGAUGAUGCAGCUGAGUCAGAGGUUGACAAGGAGAGCGAGAACGAGGCGGAGCAGCAGAAAGAGCGUUGGUUCGACAAGGACAGGUCUAUCAACAAGGCCCAGAGGGCCUUGCAAUCGCAGGAAGACAAGCUCCUGCAGAUGCACCAGCAGCGCACCAAGGAGCUCCAGAGUUGGUUGGGGUACAUCGGCGGCCUGACGCCCGAAGACAAAGCCCAGUACCAGGGUGAAGAGAAGAUUGGUAAGGUUCGCCUCCAGUUCAUGGAGGGCAUCAGCAAGGAUGAAACCGGCCUCCAGGACCUGAUCCAGCAGUUCAAGAACAAUGCUUCUCCCAUGAAGCCCAAAGCUUCUGGAGCAGCUGAUGCGGCGAGCUCUGCUGCUGGAGUCGCGAGGCUCGGCAAUUCGCCCCCGUGCAAACAGUUCGCAUCACUGGUGACUUUGGCAAACCUAACCAUCUUGAAGGACGAGGUGGUCAACUGCGAAUCUGCCCAAGACAUCGCGGAGCACAAGAAGAAGUACUGCGAGCAGAAGGCCCCCAUCAUGGACCUCCUUGCUUCGGUGCAGGCUGUUAUCAAUGACAUGAAGAAGGUGAAGAAAAUGUUGGACACCCAGGCCCAGAAGAUCGCGGCUGCGAAGGCCAAGCCUGCGGCCAAGGGGACCGCGCCUGUGUAUUCCAUAUUUCAGCUUUCGGAGCUUUGCGAAGCUCUGCCCCCAAAAGGCGGAGACGGAGACGGUGCAUCCAAGUUCCAGGCGAACGAGCCUGGCAUCAUGAACGUCGGAGAGGGUGCAGCAGGGACUUUGUUUGGUGUUGAGGUCAAGCUUGCCCUUUCCCAGCUUUCGAAGCUCAUGAAGGAGGCCUCGGCAGCCAAAGCAGGUUCCCACACCCGUGCAGAAGUGAACUUGGAUGAGGCUGCCAUGAAGGCCAUCGCGGAUCCCCUGAAGAAGCUCCUUCCCGACAACAUGCGGGUCCACACCGGCGGCACGGACGGCAUCCAGACGGGGUCGGACGAGCUUACACAGCUGCUGCACAAGCAUAUGUUGUGCACGGGCUUCGGCAUCGUCAAAAUGCAUGCUACGUUUGGGCAUGAAAGGAGCUUCUUUCCAUGCGUGCGUGUCUCAUUUUCCGGAACCCGGGAGAUCGUGCUCAUGCCCUACCUGCCCCUCGCGAAGCAUGUCCAGAACAAUUCCGCCGCAGGUGACAGCUCGGCCGUGAACGAUUUGUUUGAUCCCAAGGUCAAAACGGCUUGUAUUCAGUUCCUCAAGUUCUGCAACAAAGAGAAGUUUCAGAGCUACUUGUCGAGCGAGGGGGCCCGAGCCUUCCAUGGGACAAUCGGUCCAUCGGACAUGCUUUUCGUCCCUCCGGGCUAUAUUUUUGCGGAACUCACCAAAGAGUUCGUGUUGGGCAUGAAGUGCCCAAUCUUUGUGAUUAACGGUGGUGAUGAUUCCACACAAAAGAUUUUGGAUCAGCUGAAAAGCUGCUCUGUGAAAGACUUGAACAAGUCGGCCGAUGCAUACGCACAGGCUGUGAAGUCCCAGGCUCGCUGA